This is a messenger RNA of Echinococcus granulosus, 687 nucleotides long. RefSeq names its product Zinc finger protein. Gene Ontology annotation, molecular function: nucleic acid binding; zinc ion binding. The record is from RefSeq and is a predicted model, not a curated record. Gene Ontology annotation, biological process: mitotic DNA replication checkpoint signaling; nuclear DNA replication; mitotic DNA damage checkpoint signaling. Lineage: Eukaryota; Metazoa; Platyhelminthes; Cestoda; Cyclophyllidea; Taeniidae. Gene Ontology annotation, cellular component: nucleus; spliceosomal complex. The coding region runs from base 1 to 687 and encodes 228 amino acids. The transcript is spliced from 5 exons.
AUGAGAUAUAACCCAUACGGGAAGAUUUCGUGCAUUGUUUGUGGCAUUCCGAUCAAAUCAGAAAUAACCUGGAAAGCCCAUGUUUUAAGUAAAUCCCAUAAAGACAAUGCCAUCCGCGGUACUGAUUCUCUUAAGCGUAUUCAGACUCAAGUGAAGGACAACACACCUCCCGCAAAACACCCCAAGUUGGAAGUGGUAGUGCCGAAAUCUGAAGCUUUAAAUCUCAAGAAAGAAGAAAAGCUUUCUCUUAAGGUUCCCGACCCCUCUCGAUCACCACAUAAGGAGAAAGAAGGGACGCAGAAUUGUUUAUUACCGGAAGGGUUUUUUGAUGAUGCUCGCAGAGACGCUGAGGUUAGGAACGUGCCCUUCAAAGAUAAGAUGGACACUGAAAUGGAAGUUUUCCGGAAAGAAGUAGGAACCCUAGACCAGGAAUUGGAGCAAAUUCUCGAAAAAGAUAACGAGGAAAUGGUCGUUGCGAGGAAUUUAGCAGAGGUUGAUAAGCAGAUUUCGAUGUGGGAGAAGUUCCGGGAAUUGGAGAUGCAAAAGGAAGCCAGUAUAUCAAAGAAGAAAAUUGUGAAAUCCGAAGGUGCUUCCAUCAAAGUUGAAAACGAAGAUGAUGAUAGUGACAGUGGUGACACUGACGAAGAUGAACUAAACGAUUUCCGUUUUAAAGCUGGUAUCAGAUAA